Molecule: messenger RNA, 2006 nt
Organism: Westerdykella ornata
Lineage: Eukaryota; Fungi; Ascomycota; Dothideomycetes; Pleosporales; Sporormiaceae
Exons: 5
Coding region: 431-1690 (419 amino acids)
Biological process (GO): meiotic attachment of telomere to nuclear envelope; mitotic telomere tethering at nuclear periphery
Cellular component (GO): nuclear membrane complex Bqt3-Bqt4
Molecular function (GO): DNA binding
Source: RefSeq, a predicted model, not a curated record
UCAUCUAUGAACUGUCCAAGUCACCCCGGACCGCCCAGCUCCCCCCAUCCACGGGCCCUCUGCGCCAGACUUCCUUCAUCCUCUUCCUCUUUUGCAUCGCUCUCCGUACCACCCACGCUUACCUCUGCAUCUCGACAGCGCCUCCGAGUCGCCCUCUCUUGUCGCUGCGCAUUUCUUGCAUCACGACCGCGGCUCCCGCUUGAUCGUGUUGCGCCGCCAAUCGAGGAAGCCCUGCCGUUGCGCGCACCCGAGGACACGUUCACGUCACGUCCCCGUCCCGUCGCCGCAUCCACCACCUGCACCUUUCCUCCCGCGCUGCGCGCAUCUUUAGUACUACUCCUAUCGUCUUGUAAUAUUCUCACCUCACACCAUACUUCGGAAAUGGUCACCAAGCGCACCCUCCCCGCCCGGAGAAACCCUCUGCUGGACGAUGAAAACUCUCCGCGUAUACGAGGAGCUGCUGAAGAGGCGACGAUUGGGCCAGACCAACCUCGCCGUCAAGCCAGGCAUUGUCGGCGUCUCCGAUCAAACCAAGGCCGAGCACUUGGGUACCUUUGACUACGCGCAUUUGCGCGUGCCGCUCCCCAGGGACCUCCAUGGGUCCGGCAUCUUCGGUCUCAAGACCGCGACCACGUAUCCCGAGUCAUAUUUCUUGAUGAGGCGAAGUAACGAUGGCUACAUCAGUUCCACGGGCAUGUUCAAGGCUGCGUUCCCUUGGGCGUCGCUGGCCGAGGAGGAAGCCGAGCGAAGGUAUCAGAAGACUUUCCGGUCGGCGGGCCGCGAGGAAGCUGGAAGCGUUUGGAUCGCGCCAGAGGAAGCCCUCAAGUUGGCCGACGACUACGGUUUGCGCCGCUGGAUCGUGGCUCUGCUGGACCCCAGCCCCAUAGAGGUUUCCACGAAAGAUAGGCACAACCCGAACAUCAAGACUCCACCCAUCUUCGACAUUAACAAGGCUACUACUAGUCCUGCUGCUACCAGUGCCACCACUGCCACCACUGCUGCUCCCGUCCUACCACCCAGCUCGUCGCUCCGCUCUACACGCGCAAGGUCGACCCGCUCCGCAUCUCCUAGCAAGAUCGCGACGCCAAGCCGCAAGAUUGCCAGCCCACGCAAGUCACGGGCCACGCGGAGCUCAGCCAAGGCGGGACCUACGAACGGAGAGGAAGUGGUAGAGAUGACGGCGACUGAAGCCGUAGAGGUGACUGCGACAUCGGGCUCGCUGCAGACUGUGACCGAGACGGGCUCGGUGGUGACGGAGUCCGUCGCAUCCGAGCCGGCGGAGGACGAGCCCAAGGAGCCCAGUACGGUGCGCAUCGAGGUUGAGGAGCGUGUCGAGCAGCACGGCGACGUGGAGACGAGAAACACGAACGUCAAGAUCGACGUCCCUGCAGACCACCCCGAACUGCCCACGCCCGAUGACCCUACCAAGAUGAUCGAGGAGGCCAGGCGGAUGGUGGAAGAGGCCCGCGAGCUCGACAAGGCUGCCGGAGUGGAUGUUACGUCGUCGAAGCGCAAGGCAGAGGAUCUGGUAUCAGAGGACGCGGAGGCGGCUGAAGAGCGACCGGUCAAGGUGGCGCGGAGGGUCGAGACGACGGAGCAGCGGUGGAAGAAGGAGAAGGUGACGAGGAGGGCGCUUGUGGGGAUGGGCAUCAUGGCUGCUAUCGGGACGGCCUUCCAGUACUUUGCGUAGGCAACGCGCUCACGUCCGGUCUCCACGGCUGUGUUCAACGUGUAGGAAAGUCGCACAUGGUUGGAUACUCCGCCUCAUCUUACCCCCCUUCCCCAUUACCCCUUACUCUCUACUUUUUGGUCCCCAGUGUUCGCAGAUACCACCCUAGCCCGCCUACUCCUACUUCAUUCCAAUCUCUCCCUCCAUCUUGAGCCCACAUCACGAGAUGACUGUUGAUAUACUUUUUCUCUUACCGGCGUAAGGAAAGGAUCCGGUGGUCGUCAUUGUGGUUCUAGUUCUGUCUUUCGGUUUUCUUAUUGUCUCGGUUUGUUUUGCG